Rhinichthys klamathensis goyatoka is the source of this 2196-nucleotide messenger RNA. It is a transcript of the gene klhl24a, whose product is annotated as kelch-like family member 24a. Bases 310 to 2109 code for a protein of 599 amino acids. Gene Ontology annotation, molecular function: protein binding. The transcript has 8 exons. The record is from RefSeq and is a predicted model, not a curated record. Lineage: Eukaryota; Metazoa; Chordata; Actinopteri; Cypriniformes; Leuciscidae.
AGACUAAAAGCUGUGUGUAUACUUUCUUUGUGCCAGAACACGCAGAGAGCCACUAUGAGACGGACGUUAACAAAGAAAUCUUCACAGUGACAACACAAGUGCUCACGCUUUAUGGAGCUAUUUUUCAGAAACAAACUGGAUUUGUUUGAUUGUAUUUACUUUUAAGGACCUCUACUCUUUGCUAUAUUGUUUUUGAUGUUUUCCAGAAAGUUGGUCUCUUGGGGAUAAGGUGUUGAUGGUUGCUGAUUGUUUUCCUGCAGGCAUUGAUAGUGAUUGUUAGUUGGUGAAGGACUCCUGUCGGAUACAAUCAUGGUGCUCAUUUUGGGUCGGCGUCUGAAUCAUGGCAACUCUGGUGGCGUGCCUGAAUCGCCAGCAAUCAAGCGUAAAAUCUUUGAGAUGGAGUCUAAGACCCUGAGCGAAGUGUUCAACUUCUCUUCCGGUUCCUCUCACUCUGAGAGCGUCCUCCAGGUCUUCAACGAAUUCCGCGACAGCCGCCUCUUCACGGACGUGAUCAUCAGUGUCCAGGGGCGCCAGUUCCCCUGUCACCGUGCCGUGCUGUCGGCCUGUAGCAGCUACUUCCGUGCCAUGUUCUGCAACGACCACAAGGAGAGCCACGAGAUGCUGGUGGAGAUCAACGGCAUCCAGGCGGACGCUAUGGACACGUUCCUGCAGUACGUUUACACCGGACAUGCCUGCAUCACCACACAGAACGUCCAGUUCCUCUUCGAGACCUCCAGCCUCUUCCAGAUCGCCACUCUGCGGGAUGCUUGCGCAAAAUUCCUGGAGGAGCAGCUGGACCCCUGCAACUGCCUCGGUAUCCAGCGCUUCGCAGAUGCCCACUCUCUCAAACAGCUGGCCAGUCGUUGCCGUGCUUUCGCCUUGCUGAAUUUUCCAGAGGUGGCUCAGCAUGAGGAGUUUCUAGACCUCCACAAGGUUGAGCUGGAGGAAUACUUGGCCAGCGACGAACUGUCCAUUGGCAAGGAGGAGGUGGUGUUUGAGGCGGUGAUGCAUUGGGUCUACCACGGCGUGGAGUAUCGCAGGCCCAUGCUGAAAGAUCUGCUGCAACAUGUCCGACUGCCUCUGCUUCACCCCAACUAUUUUGUCCAGACGGUGGAAGGUGAUAAACUGAUCCAGAAUGCUCCAGAAUGUUACCAACUGCUGCAUGAAGCACGUCGCUACCAUGUACUUGGCAAUGAGAUGAUGUCACCACGUACAAGACCUCGCAGGUCCACUGGUUUCUCUGAGGUCAUUGUGGUGGUGGGUGGCUGUGAGCGAGUGGGGGGGUUCAAUCUGCCAUACACAGAAUGUUACGACCCUGUGACGGGAGAGUGGACAUCUCUUGCUAAACACCCCGAGUACACGAAGUCUGAGUAUGCUGUAUGUGCCCUCCGCAACGACAUUCUUGUGUCAGGUGGACGCAUCAACAGCAGUUACGUGUGGAUGUAUAACUCCCAGCUCAACGUCUGGAUCAGAGUGGCCUCUCUUAAUAAGGGGCGCUGGAGACACAAGAUGACCGUCCUACUGGGGAAGGUGUAUGCAGUUGGAGGUUAUGAUGGGCAGUGUUGUCUCAGUAACGUGGAGGUGUAUGACUCCUUCUCCAACCGCUGGACCGAGGUGGCCCCUAUGAAAGAAGCCGUCUACUCUCCGGCGGUCACCAGCUGUGCGGGAAAACUCUUCGUCAUCGGAGGACAACCUGAUGAAAACGGCUGCUCCAAUAAGGUCCAGUGUUAUGACCCAGAGACAGACAGCUGGCAGUUGAGGGCGUGUAUUCCCUUCACCAAACCCAAUAUUUCAGCCGUUUCUCUCAAUAACGUCAUCUACGUGUGCGGGGGCCUCACCAAGUCCAUCUACUGCUACGAUCCUUCACAGGACCACUGGAUGCAUGUGGGCCACUCCUUCAGCAGACAGGAGAGUUGCGGGAUAUCAAUUUGUAACGGAAAGAUCUACAUCCUGGGUGGACGGGGAGAACAUGGGGACGCAUCUGACAACAUUGUGUGCUAUGACCCGGCCUCUGGCAUCAUCACAUCCACGGCUGCUAUGCCUCGUCCUAUCUCCUACCAUGGCUGUGUUACCAUACACCGUUUCAGUGAGAAACAACGCAAAGCCUGAUAGCAUCCACUAACGCACAUGCGAACUCCCGAACAUGGCCUCGUCUGAACAUGCAUAACCAGAUGUGCUCUUUUCAUCAUGCCAAAG